AUGGAAUAUGCCCAAAUUCUUCUCGAUAAUUUGAGCUGCUGGCCUGAACACUUCCAGUUAGUUGGAGCGCUUCACAGAGUAGAGCCUCGGAAGGCAUACGAGGAGGUGAAACAGCUAGCUCUCAGCAUAGAGCAGUCAAGAAUAAUGUUUGGUGCAAACGAAAGACGCUCACUGGCAUGGAAAAAUAGCGAAGAAAGAUCCAUAGGAGCCGAAGGAAUGAACACUUCAGGACAUAAUCACCAAAGGCAAGAGCCUAGUUACCGCGAGGCAUCCCAGAGCAGGAAAUGCUAUCAUUGCGAAAGAUUCGGACAUAUAGCACGAGAAUGCUCGAACAAAGCGUUUGGGACUAAAGAUCCCAAGAGUGAGAUCCGAAGAAAGCGACCUCAUUGGGCAAGAAUAGUGAUCCCUCUGAAAUUUCUUGGAGAACGGCGUAAUGCUCUUGUAGAUACGGGCUCUCUGAUCAACAUUAUUCCGCUGAAAGUUCUAGCAAGACCACAAGAUCGAGGCAACAGAAUGAACUUCGUAGCAGCAGUGUACGCUCAAGUUGAAACAGAGAAAGGGCAGCCUGAAAGAAUCGCAUUCCACAUUAGCCCAGAUAGAGAAGAGGAAACAAUGCAUUAG
Molecule: messenger RNA, 621 nt
Organism: Cooperia oncophora
Lineage: Eukaryota; Metazoa; Nematoda; Chromadorea; Rhabditida; Trichostrongylidae
Source: the annotation of a GenBank genome assembly